Molecule: messenger RNA, 380 nt
Organism: Vitrella brassicaformis
Lineage: Eukaryota; Vitrellaceae
Source: the annotation of a GenBank genome assembly
AUGGCCCACCUCGAGAGUUGCCGCUCUGCCAAGGUCAUUCAUCGAGACAUCAACCUGACGAACGUCAUGUUUCCGGGACGGUGGGGAGGGCGGCUGCGGGCCAUGUUAAUCGACAUGACGAGAUCACUGCUGAUCGACGUCGAUAACGACCAGAAGCAGGCGAAGUACGUCGGCCGUGGGGAGAGCAUGGUCAGCACAUUUGCUUACGCGAGCAAAUGGAGCCUCCGCGGCUAUCAGCAGGGCCCACGGUGAGCAAAGCAAGAAAGUGACACAGAUGAGCCAUGCACCAACAGCGCGCUUCGCCCACCGGCAGGAUGACCGAGGAGGAGAUGCUCCACUUCGGAGGCGUCAUCUUCAUCCAACUGCUCAAGAGUGAGUAA